Messenger RNA from Erpetoichthys calabaricus (reedfish), 2975 nucleotides. RefSeq names its product extracellular calcium-sensing receptor-like. Lineage: Eukaryota; Metazoa; Chordata; Cladistia; Polypteriformes; Polypteridae. Gene Ontology annotation, cellular component: membrane. The transcript is spliced from 7 exons. Gene Ontology annotation, biological process: G protein-coupled receptor signaling pathway. The coding region runs from base 1 to 2868 and encodes 955 amino acids. The record is from RefSeq and is a predicted model, not a curated record. Gene Ontology annotation, molecular function: G protein-coupled receptor activity.
AUGGAGGAUGGAAAGGAAGCAGAAGUGGGCCACAGAUCCGGUGUUAUGCUAAGGCUAAAGAAACAACCACACCAGCCACUUCUACCGAGCUUGUAUCUCACCAAUGCCAGAUCCCUGGUGCAUAAAACGGAUGACUUUGAAUUACAACUCGCUGGAAAUCACUAUGUUCGUGACUGCUGUGUUUUGAUUAUCACUGAAACCUGGCUUCACCCGGGGAUACACGAUGCUAGCAUACAGCUAGCAGGUCGCACUUUGCUCUGCUGGGACAGGACAAAGGAAUCCAAUUACAAUUGUGAGAUGCUGCUUGCACUAGCAAUACUGUGGGUUGCUAUCAUAAGAGGAGAAGAGCCAAGCUGCCUCUUGUAUGACAGUGCUGAAAUGCCAUUAUUAUCAAAAGAUGGAGACAUUAUUCUUGUAGGCAUUUUUAACAUUCACAGCCAUGACAAUAAUCUGCCUACAUACAAAUCCAAGCCUCCACCGACUGAAUGCAAAGUUUUCAAUGAACGAGAAUAUCAAAAUGCCAGAACUAUGAUUUUUGCUAUAGAAGAAAUUAACAAUAAGAACAAUUUACUACCGAAUAUUACUGUGGGAUACAAAAUAUAUGAUGCCUGCUCAUCUGUACAGUUAUCCAUUAAGAAAGUGUUAGCUCCACUAAAUGACCCUGCAGACAGAAAGCCUACUAAUAGUUCCUGUAGCAUCAAGCAAUCAUCUGUUCUUGCUGUAAUUGGGAUGUCUUCCACAACAUAUACACAAGCAGUUUCUUCAAUAGCCCAGGCUUUUAUAAUUCCACAGAUAACUUAUUUUUCUACUUGUUCCUGUCUCAGUGACAAAACAAAGUAUCCAACAUUAUUAAGAACAGUCCCGAGUGAUUAUUAUCAAAGUAAAGCCCUAGCCCAGCUUGUUAAACACUAUGGAUGGAAUUGGGUUGGGACUGUAAGAACAGACAAUGAUUAUGGCAACGAUGCUAUGGCAGCAUUUGCACAAGCUGCUCAGGAAGAGGGCAUUUGUAUCGAAUAUUCUGCUGUCAUAUUCACUGUGAUGACAAGGCAAAAAUACAUUAACAUUAUACGACUUAUCAAAGAGUCUUCUGCUAAAGUUGUCAUUGCAUUUGUAAAUGCUGUAACUAUGAAAACAUUUGUUGAAGAAUUACUUCUAGAAAAUGCAACUGGAUUACAGUGGAUAGGAGAUUUAAGCUGGAUGACAAAGCGGCUCCCUGCAAAAGAAGAAUAUUACAGAAUUUUAGGAGGUGCCAUCGGAAUGGCGCUGACCAAUGCUGAAAUUCCUGGUUUAAGAGACUACCUUGUAAAUAUUAACCCUUUAACAAACCCUGAAGAUGUUCUACUGAAAGAAUUUUGGGAAGGAACGUUUAACUGCACUUUGACAUCCAAAGAUGAGAGUAGAAAUAAAUGCAUAGGAUCUGAGAAUUUAAGAGAUGUAAAAACAGAAUACACUGAUGAGCAUGAAUUUAGAGUUCCAAGCUGUACAUACAAAGCAGUGUAUGCUGUAGCACAUGCAUUACACAAUCUUCACAAUUGCAAGGAUGGCCAAGGACCAUUCAUCAAUAAAACGUGUGCAAACAAAAUGAAUCCAGCAUCAUGGCAGCUUCUACAAUACCUAAAAGCAGUAAAUUUUACUACGAUUUAUGGAGAUAAAGUUUAUUUUGAUAUAAACGGUGACACUGACCAAAAGUAUGAAGUGGUAAAUUGGCAAAUGGGUGAAGGAGGUCUCAUAAAGUUUGUAACAGUUGGCUUGUAUGAUUCAUCUAUGCCAGAAGGAAGGCGCAUUAAAAUGAAUAAUGUCAGCAUCAUUUGGGCAGGAGAUAGAAAACAGGUACCUAAAUCGGUAUGCACCGAAAGCUGCAAGCCAGGAGCUCGCAAGGCAAUUAGAAAUGGACAACUUAUUUGCUGUUUUGACUGCGUACCUUGUGCAGAAGGUGAAAUAAGUAACACAACAAAUGCAAUUGAUUGCUUUAGCUGCCCUUUGGAUUAUAAUUCAAAUUUAGAAAGAACUCUGUGUAUCUUGAAGGACAUUGAAUUCCUGUCUUUCAAGGAGGUCAUGGGCUCAUUACUUGUCCUGUUUUCGUUACUAGGAACUUUCAUGACCAUAUGUGUUUCAGUAAUUUUCAUCCUCUACCGUGAUACUCCAGUUGUGAAAGCCAAUAAUUCAGAACUCAGUUUUCUUCUGCUGUUCUCCUUAAUCCUGUGUUUUCUUUGUUCACUUCCUUUCAUUGGUCAGCCAUCAGACUGGUCAUGUAUGCUGAGACACAUUGGUUUUGGGAUCACCUUUGCACUUUGUAUCUCUUGUAUUCUGGCAAAAACAGUUGUGGUGUUGAUGGCUUUCAGAGCUACACUACCAGGCAGUAAUGUCAUGAAGUGGUUUGGUCCUAGUCAGCAGAGAAUGAGCGUUGCAUCUUUCACAUUAAUUCAGGUUUUAAUUUGCAUGUUUUGGCUAUUAUUUUCACCUCCCAUUCCUCAUAAAAAUUUUAAAUCAUAUAAAGAAAAAAUAAUCUUAGAGUGUGAAGUAGGGUCUGUGCUAGCAUUUUGUGCUGUGCUCGGUUACAUUGGAUUUCUUUCUGCAGUGUGCUUCAUCCUUGCUUUUCUUGCUCGCAAACUUCCCGACAACUUCAAUGAAGCUCAGCUUAUUACUUUCAGCAUGCUGAUAUUCUGCUCAGUCUGGAUCACUUUCAUCCCAGCUUAUAUCAGUUCACCUGGCAAAUACACCGUAGCAGUUGAAAUAUUUGCAAUACUGGCUUCUAGUUUUGGAUUACUCUUUUGCAUAUUUGUUCCCAAAUGUUAUGUCAUAUUAUUAAAGCCUGAGCAAAACAAUCGAAAGUAUCUAAUGGGAAAAAUGCCUUCAAAAUCACUUUAGGAAAAAUAUAAUUUUCAGUACAUUCUCUUUUUGUGGAUAAAAGCAAAAAAGAAAAAAAAACAUAAAGGAAAGUAUUCUUGUUCACUGACAGUCAUUUAAGUGCUGAU